This is a messenger RNA of Asterias rubens (European starfish), 1989 nucleotides long. RefSeq lists its product as uncharacterized. The record is from RefSeq and is a predicted model, not a curated record. NCBI's taxonomy places the organism in Eukaryota, Metazoa, Echinodermata, Asteroidea, Forcipulatida, Asteriidae. Gene Ontology annotation, biological process: regulation of cytokinesis; positive regulation of cilium assembly; positive regulation of protein localization to cilium. The transcript is spliced from 9 exons. Bases 204 to 1949 code for a protein of 581 amino acids. Gene Ontology annotation, cellular component: early endosome; ciliary basal body; midbody.
AUGACAGCGACUCGGACGGCAACCCGUUUUCAUUUGAGGCUUUCUUGAAGAAGAAGACCUGUUCAGAAAAUGAAGACUGCUCUCAUGAAACUGAGUCUGCUGGGAAAGAAGAAGCCAAAUGUGGAGAUCGUCGGCAAACGGAAAAGAAGGAAACGCCGAAGGUUUUGACAUCGACGGCUACCGAUAAAAGUUCUGUAAAUGUCAUGGGACUCAUGCCUGGGCUGUCUGACUCUGACUCUGCUGUCAGUGUCGUCACUGGGUUGUUUCCUGACGAUGUCACCGAUGGACGUGCCGGACGUGGUGGAGAUGGUUUGAUUGGUAGUGAUCAAUCAGGAGAAAAAGAGGUAGAUCCAAAUAAUCCCUUUUCCUUCAAAGAGUUUGUCAGGAAGGACAAGAGGAAAGCUGUUUACUACACAUCCAAGGAGGACAGCGUAGACCAGCCGACAGCCAGUCAAAACGAAGUGCAUGAUGGGUGUGAAGAGAAGGAAUCUACCAAACAUCUGCAUGAUAUUUUCAGUGGUGAUUAUGUGGAUAUGGGGAACCAGACAAGUCAGGUCUCGCAGGGGAGCAGCCAAUCUGACGGUAAGACCUCUCAGCGACGAGCAACGAGCAGCGGCAUCCCAAGCCGCUCUCGAGGAAAAGCUCAUCGCUCAGCUCAAAGCGCAAUCAAUCCUGUACCAGCAAUCCCACCUCAUGGAUCUCACCCCGACUACGAUACUGUGGCAACAUCUACAAGCAAUCCUGUGAAGGUCACACCCAUAACAGCCACCGUUGUGGACAGCGCAGCAAAAGGCGCUGAGUUUGUAGACUUCAUUUACGAUUACGCCACCAAGGACGAUGAUCAAGAAGGCGGGGAGAUCACCAUCCGGAGCAACACGGGCACCAACAUGAGCAACGGUCCCCCUAAGCCUGUCGAUCGCAAACACGGACGGGAACGAGCCAGGGCUCACACUCAUGGCCACUGCCCGAGGAAGCAGAAGCCAGCAGCCGCCAACAAGGCAGGGAACACCAAGAGCCAGCUGGUGGUGGAUUACAUGGAUGGGACCAAUCAUUCUGAUGAGCAGCUGUCCCCUACUUCCUUGUCGCCCUCCUUGACAGUACCACAUUUUACGGUGAAUGGAACAGAAGUCGAAGAGUCUCUUGGACCGAAACCAGGCAGGGAACGCGCCAGGGCCCAAUCCCACGGCCAUAGGAAGAAACUCCCCAAGAAGAUCCCAGAACCUCCCAGUAAGGAAACUACCAAGUCCGUCCCGGAGAUUGUCCAUGCGGUGGCCGCUGAAAAUGUCCACAAUCUGCGUAAGGGCAUAUACAAAGAAAAUGGGCCAACACCUGUUAACAAGUCCUGUGAUUUUGUCUCAAAAGAAAACGGCGAGAAUACUUAUGAGGCAUUUCCCAUGGUGAAUGAGGAUGCCAAAUCCAUCCCUGAAGGCGUUGAGGAUUUAACGGCCGAGGUGAUCAGAUUGAGGGGCAAUAACAAACAUCUGAGACAGGAACUUGUCGAUGCUAAGAAGGCUGUUGAGAAAGAUGCAAAAAAGAUUGAAGGAAUGGAGGUUGAGCUGAGGAGACUUAGAGAGCGUGAAGCAGAGGAUGCUAAGACCCUGGAGACCAUGGUGCAUCAUGUAGAGGCAAACCUUAAGAGAACAACGGAAAGAGCUGUCACUGCAGAAACUACAAUCACAAAGCUCAAAUCUGAAAUAAAAAGUUUCAAGUCAGAGAUAAACGCCCUCUCCAGCAAGAACAAGAAACUAGAAGAAGGAACUGCACUGAAAGAGCUGAAAGAUAAAGCUCACUCUUCCUCCAUCAAGCUUGCAACGGCCGCCAAGGAGGCAGAAGCAACCAUCAAACAAAUGGCAGGUGGAGUAGAGGCCCUGAAGCUUCUUGCGGAGACCCUUGCCUGCAUUGAUCGUGUAUCAGAAGAAAUGCCCAAGUCUUUCGGCACAGCAUUAUGAGAAAUAAGGCGUCAUAAAUACUGCCAGUUUUCAACGUUUU